This is a messenger RNA of Podarcis muralis (Common wall lizard), 314 nucleotides long. NCBI's taxonomy places the organism in Eukaryota, Metazoa, Chordata, Lepidosauria, Squamata, Lacertidae. The record is from RefSeq and is a predicted model, not a curated record.
CAGGUAAACCUGUCAUGAUUGUUACUGAGUAUAUGGAAAAUGGCUCUCUGGAUAGCUUCCUGAGGAAACAUGAUGCUCAGUUCACAGUCAUCCAGCUAGUGGGAAUGCUUCGAGGAAUUGCAUCUGGCAUGAAGUACUUGUCAGAUAUGGGCUAUGUCCAUCGUGACCUGGCAGCCCGCAACAUCCUCAUCAACAGUAACCUGGUAUGCAAGGUCUCAGAUUUUGGCCUCUCCCGUGUUCUGGAGGAUGAUCCAGAAGCUGCCUACACAACAAGGGUGAGUCCGGUGAUCUGUGAAUGAUUACUAUGAAUCCUU